CACUGCUGGGAAGGGACCGCUCCUCCGGGGUGCCCUCCCGGGGUCCCUUCCCUGCUCCUCUCUGCAGCCUGCUCUUUGUUUCCGCUUCGAAUUUCUCGGCAGAAAACCCUCCCGAUGCCACCUGGCCCCUCUUCCAGCUCCCGGGAAGUUUCGCGGUGACCCGGGCGGGAAGGCGGCUCGGCCGCGGGCCUCCGACGCUAUCCGGCCCGUUCCCGCGGCCCCCGGUGAGGCCAGCCGCACUCGUCCCCCUACUUCCCCCAGCCACGCGCUGGCGGCGGCGGCACCGAGUCGGAAACAAAGAGGAAAACCCUCGUGGGCUGCGAUUCGCCCUCUCUCGUGAACCCCAGACGUCACGCACGCGCGGCUAUAGAUGGAGCUCGGGAGCCCGGGCCAGCCCAGCGCGAGCCCACCGGAGCCCAGUGAUGGUGGCGGCGGUGCUGGCUGCCGGGGGGGAUGCGGUGGCGGCGUGGCUAAGGAUGCGUUACAGAGGCGGGCUGCUCUUCAUGUAACUAGAGAGCUUCUCUGAUCUACAAAGGGGGAAGACGGCGCGGGAGCGAGCGGAGGCAGCCUGCGCAUUUCCCAGCCGCGCUCUCCCCAGGAGGAGGAGGAGGAGGCCGCCGGCAGCCCCUCUCUGCUCCCCCCUCCCUUCCUCCUCCCCAUCGCCCUCCAGCUCGGCUUCACUGGGGAAUGAUGAAAAAGAAUAAUUCUGCAAAAAGGGAUGGAAAUCAGCAGUCUGCGCAGCCUGAGAAGGUUGGCUGGGUGCGGAAAUUUUGCGGGAAAGGCAUUUUUAGGGAAAUCUGGAAAAACCGUUACGUGGUUUUGAAGGGAGAUCAGCUUUACAUCUCGGAGAAGGAGGUAAAAGAUGAAAAAAACAUGCAGGAAAUGUUUGACUUGAGCGAUUAUGAGAAAUGCGAAGAGCUCAGGAAGUCCAAAAGCAGAAGUAAAAAGAACCACAGCAAAUUUACCCUCGCCCACUCCAGGCAGCCUGGAAACACGGCGCCAAACCUGAUCUUCCUGGCUGUAAGUCCAGAAGAGAAAGAGUCCUGGAUUAAUGCCCUCAACUCAGCAAUCACACGCGCUAAAAACCGCAUCCUUGAUGAGGUGACUGUUGAAGAGGACAGCUACCUCGCACACCCAACACGUGACAGAGCGAAAAUACAGCACUCCCGACGCCCUCCAACACGGGGACAUUUGAUGGCUGUGGCAUCUACCUCAACCUCUGAUGGCAUGUUGACACUCGACCUGAUCCAGGAGGAAGACGCCUCUCCAGAGGAUCACAGUACUUGUGAAGAGAGCUUCCGGGUGGACCUGGAUAAGUCAGUGGCACAUCUUACUGCUGGCCGGCACCGCUCAGAUUCAGAGAACGUCAAGUCAGAGAAAGGCCGGACAGGGAGCCUCCCGAGACGGGAGGUGACCUCAUGGGACAGAUCAGGGCAGCGCAAUGACUCCUUUGACAAAGGAACCAUGUAUACUCCACAGGUCCCCAAAAAGCUCUCACUCUCAGAAAAGAACAAAUGUGCCUCCAUGGAAGAAAUCCUGUCUCGACGGGACUCUUCCACGCACCGGGCGGUGCUGAGGAGGGGGCUGGAGGCUCAAGUCGCCUCAGCAGAACCAGAACAGCUGUCCCGGAUACAAGAACUGGUUGCACUAAAACUGGAAAAAACUCAGGAACUGCUGACAGAGGUGAAGGGUUAUGGGGAAGGCAAGAGAAAGACCAAGGAUUCCAACACCAGCACCACUACCACCUCUUCAUCCUCAUCAUCUUCCAAGUCAGACUCUGAAAGGAUCCUGCAGGAAUCAGAGAGGCUGUUGGGGGAGGCUUCCUCCACCUGGAGCCAAGCCAAGAGGGUGUUGCAGGAGAUCAGAGAAUUGAGGGACCUGUACAAACAGUUUGAACUGCAGCAGUCGGACUUGAAACCCAAACAGAGCUCACAGUCUCAGUACAGGAAGAGCAUGAUGUGAAGGCAAGCCUUGGGAUUGGGAGGGAGGGACAUGGGAGGGUGGCCAUUUGGUCUUUUUUUUUUAUUAUUUACAGUGUUCAAAAGAGUAAAAUGGUGCCUGUUCUCACCCAAAUUUGCUCCUCAAAGCUAGAACCCUUCCUUUCCUCCAUCACAUACCUUGAUGACCCUUCUGUGUUCCAAUAAAUUGUUUCAGUUUAUACCUCCUUUUUUAAAAAGCACCCUUCGAACUGCGUGCCCCAGCUUCUGUCAUGCUUGGAGGACGGAAGAAAGCACCAGUUCCUAGAAAGUGCCCCUGCAUGCCUGCAGCAGCACGUGCAUAACGAUGGAGACGGAUGCUCCUGCGCUGUAUAAGCCCUGGCUUUGCUGCUCUAAACUCUGAGCUGUAUCCUGCGUUACAGCUCCUUGAUCAAGAGUGUUGUCUUGUUCGCUCACCGUCCUCUUGGAAACAAAACAGCAUCUGUCCCAGCUAAUGCUUGGAAGACCCCAUUAUCCAGGAACUGUCUUGAAGAUGCUUGGAAGUUCAGGCUGACCUCAAGCUGUAUGCGAGUCAGAGGCACUCACUGGACUGCUGCUAGCUGGCUCUGUGUUGGCACAGCUCCCUUGACGAACUCUGGGGUCAGCAGCUGUUAUUCUUGUGGUACAAAUACAGCCCUCCAGAAGGAGGGCAACAGGUAUGCAAUCUGUGUUCAAACUAACCCUGUCUGUCCACUGAUGCUUUAUGGAACCCCCCUGGCCCUGUGCAGUGGGAGUUAGCGGCGAUAUGUCUUCCUUUCUGUGCAAAUAGAGGAUCAAAGCCUUGACUCUACCAGACAGCUGAUAUGGGUUGUUUUGGUGGUGGUGGUAGGGGGAAAUGUUUUUUUCUGGCUUUUCCAUUUUCAUUCCAUUCUCGCCUCCCCUCUUUUCUUUGAGCUGGAGGGAAAUGGAAAAAUCAAGGUUGUGUGCAAGAGGCAGCAGGAAACCAAGAGCCAAAGUAGUUCUAGCGGGUUUGAGUCUGGUCUCUCACGUGUACACAUGCUUGGAUUUUGCCAAUCUGACUGCAACAGAGAGUUCUUGUUGUUACACUAAGAUCAGAACAGCCCCGCUGAAAUGAAAGCUGAGCCUGCAAGGGAGCUCAAAUACCCUCCUCUUGGCGAUGCCAAGCACUUUGCUAAAUAGGGGGCUCAGUUUUCAUGCCUUUAAGCGGAAAGACAAGCGAGGAGGAUGUUAAGACGCCUCACAGGGCUUAAAGUACACCAAUGUGGUAACAUCUAUUAAAAAAAAAAAAAGAAAGAAAAGAAACCUAAUUCCCCAGACUACAUUGCAAAUAAUCCAUGAAAAUAUUAAAACCAGCAGACUUAUUUCCUGGUUGCAGUUGGUGUUGUCUAUUUUCUCUUAAUGGUUGACCUUCCUUGGAAAGGAGAUUGGUUACUUUUGCCUAUGUCUGGUCAGCUUUACUAUUCAAGCUCAUGUUGUUGAUGUAGAGUUGCCAGUGCUGCAAAAAAGCAUUUCUGUUUUUUUUCUAAUUAGUCCUUUCCCGACUUUCCUGAUAGAAUUACUAGCAGAAAUAUUACUGUUGGCACUAGGUUCCUGAAGAUCUCAUGAUUUGUAAACCUCAAAUCUGGCCCUUGCAACCAUCUUUUGCUUGCUCCUGAUUCUGGCAGAGCUCGUUGCCUACGCUUAAAGGACAAUUUUGAAAAGGCAUCACAGAUCUAGCUCAGCUCCUGUCAUAGAGCUGCACACUACUGCUGUCCAGGGUAUAUGUAGAUAUUUCACCUUUCCAGCAUUUUAGUUUUUUUCUUACCUUUUCUAUCUCUUGAAGGAUCUUUUGUGAUAUGUCAGAGGAAAAAAUAUAAUCCCUAGAAGAGAUUGGAAAAAAAUGCAUAUGUGAACCAGUCUGAUAACACCCUUCCCAUUCAGCUGUCUUUGAUCAAAAGAAAAACAUGAAAUAUAUGCAAAUAAUUUCCAGAUGUGAUGAUCAGCAUUAAAAUUAGCCUUGUUUUGAAAACAGAAAAGCUAGUCUAAAAACCUGGAUGUUCUAAUUACUUUGGACAGUGAUGGAUGUGUGUUGUGACUGGCCUUCAGAUGCCAGGUCCUGGCUUUAUGUCCAAACAUAAGCAUAAAAAUACACCUGAUUCUGACUGCACAGGGGUCAUUAAAUGCUGCCAAAUAUAUCUUAAGCAACAACGUAAGAUGAAAACUGAUUGGAAACUUUCAGAAUUUGUUCCCAUCAGAAAGCAUCAUUUCUGGCAUGGCCUGGGGAAAGGAGCAUCUUAGAAAGAAAAAAAUAUGACUUUUUGAGCAGAAAAAACUAUUUUUUUCAUUUGGGAAUAUUCUUGUAUUAUACAAAAUUUGGAAUUUUCCUUAAAAAGCUCUCCAGUCAAAACAAAACAUUUUGGUUUACCAACCCCCUCCCCCCUACUUAAGAAGCCUUAUUUUUUUCCCCCAAAGGGCAGUUUUAAAAUUAUUUUCACUCAAAACAAAAUUAAAAAUGCCAAGUUCCAAGCCAGUCUGAUUCUACCAAGCUGUGAAAACAUAAACCUCUGUGCUGCCAAGCACUAUGUUGCUAGGCAGUGGCUAAGGGUCCCAGCCAUGCACCUGAGCCAGAGCAGAGGGUACUGUGUAUUAUUAGAUACUUGACGAUAUCUAUAAACUCAUUCGUAAGUUGGGAGCCUCUGGCCCUAGAUACCGUACCAACCCAGGGCAGAAAGGUCUCCCUCGCUCCCGAACAGACUAUAAUUUUGCCCUCCUUUUCUUCUUUUAUUUAUUUACUUUCAUUUUUGCAAAGUUCUCCCCUCUGUUCUCUACUUCUGAGAUGGGAGACAAAAAGCCAAUUACGAGUAAGAAUGGCAUGCGUAGGGAAAACAUGCCAGUCACGUUGGUGCUGCUGUUCCUCCCCUUCUUGAGCACAGCUUCCUGAGUGGAAACCAAACGGGGAAGCUGCGGCUGAGACUGUGUAGGGGAACGUUCCCGAGGGCAGGAAGAAGUGGGUUGAGCCUGUUUCCUCUCACCCAGCGGGUAUAGGUCAUUGACAGAUAACGGUUAGCAAAAUUUUAUUCUCUAUUUAGUCACACAAACGGCUAAAGAAGGGACUGAGCGCGCAGUGAAUCUGAGCCCUGUUUUCCUCUUACCGAAUCACAUUUCAAAGAACUGGGUAGGAAUUUUGCUUUUUUCCAAAAAAUCGAAACUGCAAUAAUAAAAAUGAUUCAGCUGCAA
Messenger RNA from Rhea pennata, 5153 nucleotides. It is a transcript of the gene PLEKHO1, whose product is annotated as pleckstrin homology domain containing O1. The record is from RefSeq and is a predicted model, not a curated record. Gene Ontology annotation, cellular component: ruffle membrane; muscle cell projection membrane. The transcript has 6 exons. Gene Ontology annotation, biological process: regulation of myoblast fusion. The coding region runs from base 688 to 1962 and encodes 424 amino acids. NCBI's taxonomy places the organism in Eukaryota, Metazoa, Chordata, Aves, Rheiformes, Rheidae.